UUCAGUUUAUUUGUAUAGCCCAAUUUCACAAAUUACAAAUUUGUCUCGGAGUGCUUUACAAUCUGUACACAUAGACAUCCCUGCCCCAAAACCUCACAUCGGACCAGGAAAAACUCCCAAAUAACCCUUCAGGGGGAAAAAAGGGAAGAAACCUGGAGGAGAGCAACAGAGGAGGAUCCCUCUCCUAGGAUGGACAGAUGCAAUAGAUGUAAUGUGUACAGAAGGACAGAUUUAGAGUUAAAAUACAUUCAAUGAAUAUGACAGAGUGUAUGAAUAGUUCAUAGUAGGCAUAUUCCACGAUGGAGACCUCCACGAUCCAUCAGGCAGAUGGCGGUGGGGAGGAGGGGCGGAGUCUCAACAGGACAGUGGCGUAGUCAUGAGCAGGAAUUCCACGACCCAGACGAUCCAUCAGGCAGAUAGGAUCUAUGCCGUCUCAUAGGGUCCGAUGACCCCAUGAGACGUAAAGUCAAAAGGACUUCCAGGGAGAAAGCAGAGUUAGUAACGUGUGAUUGAGAGAUGAAAAUUCAUCCUUAAGGAGAGAAAAGAGGAGAUAGGUACUCAGUGCAUCCUAAACGUCCCCUGGCAGCUAUAAGCCUAUAGCAGCAUAUCAAGGGGCUGGACCAGGGCAAACCUGAUUCAGCCCUAACUAUAAGCUCUGUCAAAGAGGAAGGUCUUAAGUCUACUCUUAAACGAGGUGACUGUGUCUGCCUCCCGGACUGAAAUUGGAAGCUGGUUCCAUAAAAGAGGAGCUUGAUAACUAAAGGCUCUGGCUCCCAUUCAAUGAGCUGUGGCGCGCUAGAGGGAUGACGUAUGUUUGUAGGCCAACCUGGAAGUUAGCGUCUUACUGGUUCACAAAAAAAAUUGCAGUCAACUUAACCCUCAACCACAGUCACAUGUUCCAGUGAAGACUUUUAGCCAUCUCAUUAAGGCCACUCUUUUAUCAAGACACAUAAAAGCUUCUAAAUUCAUAUUUACUGAUGUAUUUUAUUGUGUAGAACAAAACGUUAAAAUCUCUUCAGCAAGACCUUAUUUCAGACAUGUACAAACGCGUUGGCUUCAAGUCGAGGGAACAGGAAGUGAAAAGGUGCACGCGAACAAAGUUUCCUUGGCUUAUUUGAAAUUAAAAUGUGUAAUGGCCCCCCCCCAAAAAAUCUUUGAAUUUCUUUAAUAACUAUUCCAUAUAGUUUCCAGGUGUUUUUAAAACACUCUAAACUAUAAAGGGAAUUAUAUAUUAUUUUUGCUAUUCAUGGUAGAUACUGAUAAUAUGAUCAUGCUGUCUUUUCGCACACUAGUUAACAUAAAGUAGUCCCGUUAACAAUUUAACUGCAUACUACAAAUGUAACCUUGGUGUCGGUACAGACACAGAUUUUCUUGAACUUAUCUUAUCAUCAUAUCUGCUGUAGACUUUAAACCAUAACUAACGAUCAGUCAGAUGGCAGCGAGCAUGUGUUGCAUGUGUUGCAUGUGUGUUUGAGAUGACACUUGUGGUGCCAAAAUCCACAGACAUUGUGGGGGGAAAAAAAGUUGAACCUACAAAGAUAAAAAGAACCUCCCUGCCAUGUUUAACAGGGCAACUGCAGUGAAGAGAUAGUAAACAGGAAACUGGCACACCUGAGUCUCUGAGAGGGUGAAGUCUAGCACUCUGAGAUUCUUUUUGAAUGAAAAGUGCUUUACUAAUAAAAUGCAUUAUUUAUUCAUUAUUAUUAAGUCCUUAUCACCUACAAUUAGAUAUAGUUUACUGGUUUGCAAUGCCAACAUAUGUACACCCUUUAAAUUAAAUGCGUUUAAGUUGAGGGGAGCUGGUGAGGUUAUCAUAUAUUGUGUAACUGGGGUAAACUAUGGCAGCUUUGUGUAGGGUAUGGUCGGGAGGGGGGGUUAUCUGACUGACAUGUUGGUAAAAAGACAAAGGAAUGAUAACUCAAAGAUAAUGUUUUUUUGAAACCAUUUAUUUAGCAAAGUGUGUUCAACUCGUGCCUGCAGCAUUCUGCUUCAUUCACAAAAAAACACUAUCGUUUUAGGAAAUUGUUUGGUUAGUUUAGCCUAGCUUAACACGAAGGGGAAGAUGCUAAAAGAGGAAAAAAAUGACUUUCAUAUUUGCAUGUACUACUAUGUAAGGGAUAAUCCAUUAAAGUUCAAAUAAUAACACACAAUAUGAAGAUUGAUUCCUUAAUUGAUGAUUUCAUUAUUUCUAAUAAGUUUAUAUAAGAUAAUAAGAUUCAUAUUUGAAAGCACUGCUUAAUAAAUGCUGUUUGUGUCAUCACUAAUUGUUGGUGUAGUUUAUAACCCUGAACAAGUAGAGAAGCUACCAGCUGAAAUCCAGGUUAUUGGAUCACGGUUUAGUAUUGUCUCAUGUACAUUAUGAAAUCCUUCCAUUUUAUCACUUUAAAGCCAUCAACAGUCCUCAAUUCUUAAACUUUACUUUCAUUGUCACAUAGAUACAAUUUGACCUCUGCAUCUAACUCACAAGCAUCAGGAGCAGUGCAGCCCGGGGAGGGAGCAACUUGUGCUUCAUUGUCUAUCUCAAGCACACUUGGGCUGAGCCUUUGCAGUGUUGUCCAGCCUUUAGCAAGACCUGGCCUCUAUAUGCCUUGUCCUCAGUGUAAAACAAAUGGGAACUUUUAGCGUAGAUUUGCUUCCUAAUGCGGGGGAGGGAGUUGAAACACGUACCUAGAGUGGAAAACAUUAGCGAGGCUUUCAUGUUGUAACACUGAAGCAACCCAGAGGGAACUUUUACCUACAGGGAGAGCAGCCAUGGUGUGUGUGCCAGAGUGACAGCCAUGUCCAGAGGGCUUUAAGGAUGUUCUGAAACUGGGCACUUCGCAAAUGAUAGAAAACAGGCUUCCGGACGCGCGUGAAUUAAGUUAUCAACAUUUAAGGGCAGGAAGUGUAAAACAAACAUUCAAGGCCUCACGAUCGUGGUCUUCAUCGGUCCCGGCUCCUCAUGCCUUCGUGGUCCCGUGGGAAGAGAGCGCUAUCUCUAAUCCACAAAGUCUUAGACUCUAAAUCAGCCAAUCCUCACUCUCAAAGGUGAGUCCAGCCUUUAACUCCUAGGCUGUGUCUACUACCGGACACUUGAGCACUUCGAGCACUGACUUUCAGUGCUUAGGGCGCCACACUGACAAAACCAGCAGAAUUCAGUGCACUGAAAGUACCCGGAUGGCGCACUGCAAACGGGCAAAAAAUGCCGUGUAAAACGAUGGACACUACUGGCCCUAAACGGGCGCCAUCUUGGCUACGUAGCGGAAGAGGAGGAGCCCUUUCGUCAGCUUUUCAUUUGAUUUCUAAAACAAUGGCGGACGAGAUGGCUACGGUAGCACAAGCGGUAGACCACGGAGGCUCCUGCCGCGAUUGUGGAGGUAUCGCAGUUUCCACAUGGGGUGGAGAAAGGGCAGGGAGGAAAAGAGACGAGAUUUGGACCUCGUCGGUCUUUGGUCCUUGGUCGGCUUCAGGACAAACAGCAGCGCAUAGGACGGUGAAGUGUUGUCCGUGUGACUCCAGGAACCCCAAAGGCCCACUGGCCCACACUGUCCAGGAUGCCCUGUCCACCUCUGAACCAGAUAGAUGGUGGCAGUCCAAGAAAGAUGUGGAUCCAGUCACUCUCCAGUUGGACCUCGACAACCUGUUCCAGCUUGACAACCUGGUGCUCAGCUUCAAGGGUCCUCGUCCCAGUGCCUUUGUCAUAGAGAGGACGCAGGAUAAGGGCCAGUCGUGGCAGCCCGCCCUCUACUUGGCUACUGACUGUCAAGAAACCUUUCCUGGCAUUCCCACAAUAACACCUGUAACCCUGGAUGACACAUACUGCUACACACUGCCCCCUACUGGAGCAGACCCCUACCAUGAUCACACGAUCCAAUUCAGUCCUCUGCGUCAGUAUGCUUAUGUCCCAGCUCCCAAAAGCCAAAAAAUAGAAGAUACGGCUGCGUUAACUGGGCUGAGGGUGAGGUUCACCGAGCUGGGAGAUGUCCCACGGCCUCCAGGCAGAGCUCUCAGUAGGUUUUAUGCCCUGAAGGAGAUGAGGGUGAUGGGCAGCUGUUUGUGCUAUGGACACGCCAACCGAUGCCUGCCCGACAGCAACCUGCAGCCCGACAGCAUACAGGUUCACCCUCAGUGUGACUGCCAGCACAACACAGCCGGUGUGAACUGUGAGCGCUGUGCUGACCUCUACAAUGAUCUGCCCUGGAGACCUGCGGAGGAGGGCUACACCCAUACCUGCAAACGCUGUGAGUGUAACAAUCACGCCGAGCGCUGUCAUUUUGACGAGGCGGUCUACGAGGCUAGCGGGCGGAGGAGUGGAGGUGUGUGUGAGGGCUGCAUGCACCACACCACAGGGCCAAAGUGUGACCAGUGUGUGCCGGGCUACCAGCCAAACCGCAACAGAAUGGACCACCCCGACGCCUGCAUACGUUGUGUGUGCAGUGCUGACGGCACGGUGAAUGGGGGCCGAUGUGAGGACAGCACAGGCUCCUGUUUGUGUAAAGUAAAUGUCGAAGGUCCCCGCUGUGACCGCUGCAAGAGAGGCUUCUCCAACCUGAGCCCCUCAAACCCUCAGGGCUGCUCCAAGUGCUCCUGUUGUCCAAACGGGUCCCUGUCAGAUGUGUGUGACCCGAUGACCGGCCAGUGUCCAUGUCGCUCCCACUUCCAUGGCCUGACCUGUGAAAUGUGUUCAAAAGGCUACUGGAAACCAUCCCUGUCAGGGCGCUGCCAACUCUGCAGCUGUGACCCCACCAGGUCAUACAGUGAUACCUGUGACCAGGUCACAGGUCAGUGUCAGUGCAGACCAGGCUUUGGAGGCCUGACAUGUACCGAGUGCCCAGAGAACGCUUACGGAGACCCUCUCAUUGGCUGCCGAUCGUGCCGCUGUGACGCUGAGGGAACACUUCCAGAAGUUUGCAACAAGCAGACGGGUGCCUGUUUGUGUCGGCCCGGCGUCAAUGGAACUCGCUGUGACUCAUGCAGUCGAGGUCACUGUGACUCCUUCCCUGGCUGCGAGACAUGUCCCUCCUGCUUCUUCGCCAUGGAUGCCCAAAGACAGAACCUCAGCUUCGCUCUGGAGAGAUUCUCCCGCAGAUUACCUUCUCGUCCUGUCGGUGAUGGGGAUCUUGGACCUCGUAUCCGCGUUCUUGAGUCCAGCUUGACCCUGAUUCAGAACUCCAUCUCCCUUCCACCCGGUGGUAAAACACAGAUGGAUGAUGCUCAGUCCCAACUAAACAAACUCAGGGACCAGAUGGACCAGAUUAAUGAUGACCUUUCACCUCUGGAGAGAACUCCUGGUCUGGACUCAGAGCUGGACAGACUGCAGACUCUGCUGGACCGCCUCACUCUGGACUACAAACUCAAGAAAGAUGCAAAGGACAACUCUGUCAGUCCAAACAAUACAGGAUCAUUAACUGGCAUCAAGAAUGCCUACGAUGAAUCCACAGAUGCAGCUAAGAAAGUGGAUGCCAGCAGGAAGCCACUGAAGGAGUCAGCUGAUAUCAGAAAAGAGACUAUGGACCUCCAAAACGAAGUACAACCAGACAACAUCAGAGACCUGGACAAACUGAACCAGAGCAUGGCCUCCCAACCCAACCUUACUCCUGUUGCCAAACAGGUCUGUGGCAGCGUUCGCUCAGAGCCUUGCACUCCUCUGCAGUGUGCGGGCGGAGAUCUGUGUCCACCAGACGGAACCCCACCUUGUAAGAAGGGUGAGGUGUGUGUGGGCGCCCUGCCUCUGAGCAAGAGGGCGGACGCUGAUGUCAAGGACUUGAAAGACCGACUGGAAAAGCUAUCACGGAAUAUCACAGAUGCUGCGGAGAUGCUGCAGCAAACACAGGAGACAACCAACCAGGUGAGACAGUCUGCAAAGAAGCUGUCCAAUAAGAUGAAACAGGCCAGAGACGACCUCGAAGACGACUUGAAAGAGACGCGUGACGUUGUGAAGGAGCUCAACGAUUUCCUGUCAGACCCGACCGCCAACCUGACCCAGAUCCAGGAUAUUAGCGACUGGAUCCUGAAAGCCAAACUGCCUCUCAAGCCAGCUGUCCUGAAGAAGAACCUGGAGGAGCUGAAGAAUCUGGCGGCCAGUCUACCAGACAGCACGUCGGUGUUAAGGGAGGCACAGCCACAGCUGGACAAAGCCAGGAAACUGCUGCAAGAGGCAAAGGACGCCAGGGAUACGGCACAAGGAGUAAAGGCUGAGGUGGACCAGUUGCUUACAGGCUUCGGCUCGGUGGAGGGCGCCCUCGCUGAUGCGGAGGAAAAACUGCAGAACAGCAUGGAUCUCAUAGACAACCUGAACUACAACUUGACUGCGAUCAAAGACCAGCUGCGCGCCGCUGAGAAGACUCUGGAUGAUGUAUCAAAACUGAUAAAACCAUUGACGCCUCAGCUGGAUGAGCUCAAGGGCCUGCUGCACGAUGGAGACCAGUUGGCCCAUGAUGCUUCGGAUGAUGCAGACGAAGCUGUGGAUAAUGCAGCUGCUGCAAAUGAGGACCUGUUGUUAUUGGAGGAGGAGCUGGAUCGUCUUAAAGACAAGGCUCCAGCUAGUGGGUCAGGUGGAGAUCCGGGACUGCUGGGGGAUCGAGUGGCGAAGCUGCACAACGAUGCUUUAGCUCUGGACAACACCACAAACAACAUAGUGAAGGCUCUGGAAGGUAAAGCAGAUUCCCUGCGGGAUCUGCAAGAUGAGAUCACUCAGCAAUCCACAAUACUUGAAGGACUUGAUGAUAAGCUUCGAAAGCUUUUGACAGAACUUCGAAAAAAUGCCCAACUCCUCACCAACUGCUCAGGCUAAAAGGCCUCGAGCCGCCGGUUCCAAAGUAGAGGAGCAUCUGCUGCUGCUCUCACUGCUGCGCUUCAUACCGGCCUCCCACAUCAUACUAAAGGGGGAAUUCCUACCUCUGGCAGUUGUCAAAGAAUUGUGGGAAAUGUAGGAAGCUGUAGGUUGAAUGACAAAGAGGUGUUCAGGGCAACGUAUAGGACAACUCUGAGCCCAGUCGCCAGGACAACAUGUUGGCAUUGUAUGUUUAUGCAAAGCACAGAAACGUUGAUUGUCGAUGGCAUUUUUUUGUUUUUAGCAUUUGGCCAGAGUAAAUGACGAAUGAUAAUAUUUUGAGCGUCAUGAUACAAUAUAUAGAGCAUAACAAGCGAGCAAGUCUGUUAAGAGUGCGUGGGAGGGGUGGUGGAUAACAAACACAGGACUUUCACCAAGGUGACUGAUGUUUGUGUCGCGUGUAUAAACCCCUUGUAAUGUAACGUAGGAAAGUCUGAUAAAGGCAGCUCUUAUUUAUAUACGCUAGUUAUAUUAAUACGUCACGGCAUUAGUUUAACACAAACCAUGAUCUUAUUUUCUAGCCUUAACCAAGCACUUUUGUUUCCUAAACCUAACCUCUGUGUUUCUACAAGCACGAAACGCGGCUGUAUUCGUGAAAACCUAUUUUUUAAUCAACGUAUUCCGUGAUCUGCUGAAACGUACAAUGUCGAAAUAUUUUCUCUUUCUCAUCAUUAUAAAGUAAAUCCUUGAAUAUAUUGAAAAUAAAAUAGGGGGGGGGGGUCCGUAAGUUUCAAUUACAAUACAAAAGCCAGAAUGUAUGUAAAUACACUUUUAUAUAUAUGUAUGUAUCAAUAUUUGAAAUAUGACUGAGUUUGUCAAUAUAAUUUUCAUCAUUUAGCAUUAUCGAAAAAGACAACAGCUUCUGACUUUCUGACAGCAAAGAGCAAACAAACUUGUAUUGGUCAGCAGCAACAAACUCUGCUGCAUUGCAUCAAUUAUUGUAUUUUUCACAACUGUAAAAUGGUGAAUGCUACAUUAUUUAUUUUCAGUUUUGUAUCCGUUGUUUUUGCAGAAUCCACAGUAUUUAAAUAAAAACCUGUUCCAUUCAA
Messenger RNA from Pseudoliparis swirei, 7860 nucleotides. Its product is annotated as laminin subunit beta-3-like. The record is from RefSeq and is a predicted model, not a curated record. Gene Ontology annotation, cellular component: basement membrane. The transcript has 22 exons. The coding region runs from base 3182 to 6772 and encodes 1196 amino acids. Gene Ontology annotation, biological process: axon guidance. Lineage: Eukaryota; Metazoa; Chordata; Actinopteri; Perciformes; Liparidae.